This is a messenger RNA of Condylostylus longicornis, 1456 nucleotides long. RefSeq names its product phenoloxidase-activating factor 3-like. The transcript has 6 exons. Gene Ontology annotation, molecular function: serine-type endopeptidase activity. The coding region runs from base 183 to 1412 and encodes 409 amino acids. The record is from RefSeq and is a predicted model, not a curated record. NCBI's taxonomy places the organism in Eukaryota, Metazoa, Arthropoda, Insecta, Diptera, Dolichopodidae. Gene Ontology annotation, biological process: proteolysis.
AAAACUUUAAAAAAAAAAAUUAAUUUGAAUAUUAGUGUUAAUGUAUUUUAAAACCAGAUUUCAUUUUUAAUGUCGUAUAUACAUAACUAUAUUAUGUAUGGGUGAACACGCGCAAAUAUAAUAUUCGGCAAAUAAAAUCUAUAUAAAUUUAUUUUUUUAUUAAAUAUAAAGUGAAAAGCAAAAUGUGUAAAAUAUUGAUAUUUUUAACAAAUGUGUUAUUAAUUUUUUUGACAAACCUUAACGAUAUUUUAGCUGCAACAAAAUGUCGAACGCCAUCUCCUGAAAAUGAGAACGGUUGGUGUGUGCCAACAUCACAAUGCAAAAUUAUAAAUGAUAUUAGUGGGGUGGCAUUAAAUGCAUUUCCAUCAGAGUAUCAAACGUUCAUAGAAAACUCAAAAUGUGCAGAUGAUUCGGAACAGCAAUUUUGCUGCACUUUAAAACAUAUUAAUCCUGAGUAUGCCAGAAAAAAUUUACUAACUGAAAAUGUGCAAGUUAAACCGGUUAUUCCUGCUAGAAUACCAACUAUUCCAAACGUAAAUCGUGCAGAUAUUUCAGAUGUUGAUUUACACCCAAACUUAAAUUUAUUACCUGCUGAAUGCGGCCUAAUGAAAGAUGAGUUUAAAGUAUCAUUUGGAGAAAUCACAGGACUAAGAGAGUUUCCAUUUAUGGCAUUACUUCAGUUUGAUGUAGAAAAACCAUAUUUUGGCUGUGGUGGAACACUUAUAAAUGAGAAAUAUGUUUUGACUGCUGCUCAUUGUGUGCGUUCUACUUUGUUUAGUGUCCGACUGGGAGAACACGACGUCAAUACUGAUAUGGAUUGUGUAAAAGAUGAGGAGGAAGAAAGUGGAUUUGAUUGCAAUGAUCCUGUUCAAGAUAUUCCAAUAGAAAGCAAAACUGUACACUCAAAGUUCGAUAGAUUUAAGGCAGAAAACGAUAUUGCGUUGUUACGACUAACACGUUCAGCAGAUGUUAAAAGAAACAAUGUCUAUACAAUAUGUUUGCCGACAAAUGCUGAACUAAGAAACACAGUUUUUAAUACAGGACAGUUAAGUGGUUGGGGUACAACAGAAAAAGGAAACGUAUCGCAUGUACUACUAAAAGGCACACUUGACAUUAAUACACAAAGACCACAAUGUGAAGACUUCUAUUCUAAAACUUAUUCUAUAGAUGUAAAUGAAAAGUUAAUAUGUGCUGCUGGUAAAAACAAAGUUGAUAGUUGUAAAGGUGAUUCUGGUGGACCAUUAUUUCAACAAAAACAACUAAAAAUUGGUGAAACAAAAAAAUUUCUUCAAUUUGGAAUUGUAGCAGCUGGUCCUGGAAUUGAAUGUGGUAGCGUUAUAGAAAGUGGUGGAUCGAUUUAUACCAACGUUCCAAGAUAUAUGAAAUGGAUUUUAGAUAAUAUCAAACCAUAACAUGUACUAAUAUUAAUUAAAUAGAUUAAUUUUGAAUCGAAGAA